Messenger RNA from Echinops telfairi (small Madagascar hedgehog), 1814 nucleotides. RefSeq names its product TraB domain containing 2B (gene TRABD2B). Lineage: Eukaryota; Metazoa; Chordata; Mammalia; Afrosoricida; Tenrecidae. The record is from RefSeq and is a predicted model, not a curated record. The transcript has 7 exons. Gene Ontology annotation, molecular function: metalloendopeptidase activity; Wnt-protein binding. Gene Ontology annotation, biological process: negative regulation of Wnt signaling pathway. Bases 1 to 1566 code for a protein of 521 amino acids. Gene Ontology annotation, cellular component: organelle membrane.
AUGCACGCCGCCCUGGCGGGGCCGCUGCUCGCCGCCCUCCUGGCCACCGCCCGCGCCCGCCCGCAGCCCCCGGACGGAGGACAGUGCCGGCCGCCCGGAUCGCAGAGGGACCUGAACUCCUUCCUGUGGACUAUUCGGCGCGACCCUCCAGCGUACCUGUUUGGUACCAUCCAUGUCCCAUACACCCGCGUGUGGGACUUUAUCCCAGACAACUCCAAGGCGGCCUUUCAGGCCAGCGCCAGGGUCUACUUCGAGCUGGAUCUGACGGAUCCCUACACCAUCUCGGCGCUGGCCAGCUGCCAGCUGCUGCCCCACGGGGAGAACCUGCAGGACGUGCUGCCCCGGGAGCUGUACUGGCGCCUGAAGCGCCACCUGGACUACGUGAAACUGAUGAUGCCCUCGUGGAUGACGCCCGCACAGCGGGGCAAGGGGCUGUAUGCGGACUAUUUGUUCAACGCCAUCGCGGGCAACUGGGAGCGCAAGAGGCCUGUGUGGGUGAUGCUCAUGGUGAACUCGCUCACGGAGACGGACGUGCGCUCCCGCGGUGUGCCUGUGCUGGACCUCUACCUGGCGCAGCAGGCCGAGAAGAUGAAGAAGAGCACCGGGGCGGUGGAGCGAGUGGAGGAGCAGUGUCACCCCCUCAAUGGGCUCAACUUCUCCCAGGUGCUGUUUGCCCUGAACCAGACGCUGCUGCAGCACGAGAGCGUGCGGGCAGGGAGCCUGCAGGCGCCGUAUACCACAGAGGACCUCAUCAAGCACUACAACUGUGGGGACCUCGGUGCCGUCAUCUUCAACCACGACACGUCCCAGUUGCCCAACUUCAUCAACACCACCCUCCCGCCGCACGAGCAGGUGACAGCGCAGGAAAUCGACAGCUACUUCCGCCAGGAGCUGAUCUACAAGAGGAACGAGCGGAUGGGGAAGAGGGUCAUGGCCCUUCUGCAGGAGAAUGAAGACAAGAUCUGCUUCUUUGCCUUCGGAGCAGGUCAUUUUCUGGGGAACAACACUGUCAUCGACGUCCUGCGGCAGGCAGGGCUGGAAGUGGAGCACAUACCCGCAGGGCAGCCCAUCCACAGCCUGGCUGCCCGAAGCCCAGCACCUCCUCCCGAGGGAACCUCGGAGAGCCCGGCCUCGGUGACUCCAGCUGCUGCCAUCCCCGUGGCGCCCUCCUCAACCCCCACCACGCUGCCUGAGGAGGAGGACCCAGCCCUGUCCCCACACCUCCUGCUCCCCGACAGUCUCAGCCAGCUGGAGGAGUUCGGGCGGCAGAAGAAGUGGCACAAGAGGCAGAACAAACAGCAGCGGCCGAGGCAGUUCAAUGACCUCUGGGUUCGCAUCGAGAACAGCACCACUGCCUCACCAGCCCCACUGCCCCUCCAGCCCACGCACAACUCUGGAACUGCCAGACCCCCCCUCCAGCUCUCUGACCAGCGCCAGCCCCAAGGCCAUCUGCGUCCUGCCAACAGCUCAGCAUGUAGCCACCCACGACUCAUCCGGGGCUUCCUCAUUGCCGUCACUGCCAGCAUCGCCACCACGCCCCUGCUGCACAUACUCGGGCCCUCCUGACCCCUGCUCUCGAUGCAGACAAGCCAGAGACACAGCGGAGGGUCUGCAGCCACCACCCACAGCUCCUGCCACCACUUCCAGGGGUGUCUGACCCCUCAUGGGCAAUCCAGGUGGGACCGGUUAGAACAUUAGAGCUUUGUUCUGCCCACUUACAUCUUCUUUUUUGUAGAAGGAUCUUAAUUUCCCAUAGUGCUAUGGGGCUUUUUUGUAAAGAUAUGUGUUCAUAUUAAAAAAAAGGAAAAAAUGUA